AUGGAGCCAUCACCGUGCCUACCUGGUACCCCACCACGAGUGCCUUUGAGGCCUUCCCUGCUGGACAGCGAGGUGUCCUUCCAUGGUUACCCGCAUCAAGGACCACCGUCCCAACCUGGACCUUCUACACCGCAGAGCUCUACGCCAAGCACCGUCGAGCUUCUGCAGGCUUUGACCCUAGCCAUCCAAGGCAACCGAACGCCACCACCAAGGACGUUCAUCCAUACCUUCUCCGGCGCCGAUCAGGAUGAUCCACUCUUCUUCCUGAGGCGUUUAAGGGAGCACUUCCGGCAGUCCAAUAUCCAGGACGAACAGGAGCAAGCUGACCUAGCUGUAAGGCAGCUGCGAGGUGAUGCCGCCAAGUGGCAUGAACCCUAUAAAUCAUACCUCUUGGGUUUCCGUGACUUCGAGGAUCGAUUGUUGCAGCGGUAUAACAAUCCUUCGAAACAAGCAGUACUGCGAGCUCGUCUCUAUGGUCAGAGACAAUUUGAGGACGAACCUACAGCGCUGUUUAUUAUCCAAAAGCGAGCGUUGUUUGCCAGGGUAGACCCCCACCUACCCGAAUCAGCCAUGAUCGAUAUCCUGAUGGAACUACUCAAUCCAAGGUUGCGAGUACACCUACGUUCGCAAUCGUUCAACAACCUUGAGGACCUAUCCAGGUUCGCCGAGCAAAUCGAGCUCGACUUACGAGACCGACCCCCAGCACCAGUGCGUGCAAGUCAACCUCCGGCAGGUCCACGCCUGCCCAGUGGACCACCUCCUAGGCAGGCGCCUACCAAUCCAAGGCCACCAGGGCCUGCUAACUCAAGCCAGCCACCAAGCCCGUGCCGUUUUUGCGGAGCCAGGUUAACUGCCCCCACAACCCCUGGAGGCAGGGAAACUCUUCCAGGGCCGGCCCUACGAUGA
This is a messenger RNA of Anoplophora glabripennis (Asian longhorned beetle), 906 nucleotides long. RefSeq names its product WW domain-binding protein 11-like. The coding region runs from base 1 to 906 and encodes 301 amino acids. The transcript has a single exon. The record is from RefSeq and is a predicted model, not a curated record. NCBI's taxonomy places the organism in Eukaryota, Metazoa, Arthropoda, Insecta, Coleoptera, Cerambycidae.